UUUUACAUUUGGGAAACGUUUACUUUCAUCGUAAACAGUUAAAACAUGGACAAGAAGGAGUAGAAAUUGGUUCUGAUGCGGAAAUCCGCUGGACGGGUCAUUUAUUACGAUUGGACGUAGAAGGCAUUAAAGAAGCUUUGACCACUAAAACCACGGAGGCACGCAAUGAGCGAGUUCUCACAGCAUUAAACAUUGAUCAAGCAUUAGAUGCUAGAGAUGCGUUUGCAAAGGCAUUGUAUAGUUCUCUAUUUACUUGGCUUGUUGCAAGGAUUAAUCAUAUCGUUUUUAAAGGAACUAAAAAAACAACAGCUAUAUCGAUUCUUGAUAUUUUUGGUUUCGAAGACUUUAAGGAAAAUAGUUUUGAACAAUUGUGUAUUAAUUACGCUAAUGAAAAUUUACAAGUUUACUUUAAUAAGCAUAUAUUUAAAUUGGAACAACAAGAAUAUGCAAAAGAAAAAAUUCAUUGGCAGAAUAUUUCUUACAACGAUAACUUGCCAGUUAUUCAAUUAUUAUCUAAGAAGCCUGUUGGGAUUUUACAUCUAUUAGAUGACGAAUCUAAUUUCCCUAGAGCAACAGACUUAUCAUUUUUAGAAAAAUGUCAUUAUAAUCACGCUUUAAAUGAGUUAUACUCCAGGCCAAGAUUGAAUGGACCGGAAUUUGGAGU
Messenger RNA from Daktulosphaira vitifoliae (grape phylloxera), 664 nucleotides. RefSeq names its product myosin-I heavy chain-like. Gene Ontology annotation, biological process: actin filament organization; vesicle transport along actin filament. Gene Ontology annotation, cellular component: vesicle; actin cytoskeleton; actin-based cell projection. NCBI's taxonomy places the organism in Eukaryota, Metazoa, Arthropoda, Insecta, Hemiptera, Phylloxeridae. The record is from RefSeq and is a predicted model, not a curated record. The transcript has 4 exons. Gene Ontology annotation, molecular function: microfilament motor activity; actin filament binding; ATP binding. The annotation marks the transcript as partial.